UUCAAAAAGAAGUUCUCCCUGUAUGAUGACCUGGGAGUGGAGACCAGUGACUCAAAAACUGAAGGCUGGUCCAAAAACUUCAAGCUUCUGCAGUCCCAGCUCCAGGUGAAGAAGACAGCUCUCACUCAAGCAAAGAGCCAACGGACAAAACAAAGUACAGUCCUUGCACCAGUCAUCGACCUAAAGCGAGGAGGCUCCUCAGAUGACCGGCAGAUUGUAGACACACCACCUCAUGUAGCCGCUGGGCUGAAGGACCCUGUGCCCAGUGGCUUUUCUGCUGGGGAAGUUCUGAUCCCCUUAGCUGAUGAAUAUGAGCCUAUGUUUCCUAAUGAUUAUGAGAAAGUUGUGAAACGCCAGAGAGAAGAGCGACAGAGGCAGCGGGAGCUGGAAAGACAGAAGGAAAUAGAAGAAAGAGAAAAGAGGCGUAAAGACAGGCAUGAAGCCAGUGGGUUUUCAAGACGGCCAGACCCAGAUUCUGAUGAAGAUGAAGAUUACGAGCGAGAGCGGAGGAAAAGAAGUAUGGGAGGAGCUGCCAUCGCCCCACCUACUUCUCUUGUAGAGAAAGACAAGGAAUUACCCCGAGACUUUCCUUAUGAAGAGGACUCAAGACCUCGAUCACAGUCUUCCAAAGCUGCUUUUCCUCCCCCAGUGUAUGAGGAGCCGGAUCGACCAAGAUCUCCAACCGGCCCCAGCAACUCCUUCCUUGCUAACAUGGGUGGCACAGUGGCUCAUAAGAUCAUGCAGAAGUAUGGCUUCCGGGAAGGCCAGGGACUGGGGAAGCACGAGCAAGGGCUGAGUACUGCAUUGUCAGUGGAGAAGACCAGCAAGCGGGGCGGCAAGAUCAUUGUGGGUGAGGCGACGGAGAAGGGCGAGGCUCAGGAUGCAUCCAAGAAGUCAGAUUCAAAUCUAUUAACUGAAGUACUUAAGUGCCCUACGAAAGUGGUCCUGCUGAGGAACAUGGUUGGUGCAGGAGAGGUUGAUGAAGACUUGGAAGUUGAAACCAAGGAAGAAUGUGAAAAAUAUGGCAAAGUUGGAAAAUGUGUGCUAUUUGAGAUUCCUGGUGCCCCUGAUGAUGAAGCAGUACAAAUAGUUUUAGAAUUUGAGAGAGUUGAAUCAGCAAUUAAAGCUGUUGUUGAUCUGAAUGGGAGGUAUUUUGGUGGAUGGGUAGUUAAAGCAUGUUUCUACAAUUUGGAUAAAUUCAGGGUCUUGGAUCUGGCAGAACAAGUUUGACUGUAACCUAAAGUCGCCUCCUUGAUACUUACGUGAGCUGCAGACUGAGCAAUGAAACAGGCAUCAGCCUCCACGGUUGUUGGACACAGACUCUUGGAUGGGCUUCUAAGAUA
This is a messenger RNA of Acomys russatus (golden spiny mouse), 1343 nucleotides long. Its product is annotated as splicing factor 45-like. Gene Ontology annotation, cellular component: precatalytic spliceosome. The transcript has a single exon. NCBI's taxonomy places the organism in Eukaryota, Metazoa, Chordata, Mammalia, Rodentia, Muridae. Gene Ontology annotation, molecular function: nucleic acid binding. Gene Ontology annotation, biological process: alternative mRNA splicing, via spliceosome; mRNA cis splicing, via spliceosome. The annotation marks the transcript as partial. The record is from RefSeq and is a predicted model, not a curated record.